AUGAAUAGUGGUAAGAUCAUUGAGUUGGACGAAGGAUGGUCGUUCAUGAUGACUGGUGUUUCCAAGAUAGCAAGGAUUCUAGAAGGAAAGGAUGAAUCUUUCGAGUCUGAACAAUACAUAAAUCUUUACACCACAAUCUACGAUAUGUGCAUCCAGAAACCUCCUAAGGAUUACUCGCAGCAGCUUUAUGAUAAGUAUCGUGAAGUAAUUGAAGACUACGCUAAGGAAACGGUGUUGCCCUCUUUAAGGGAGAAGCAUGAUGAGUAUAUGCUGAAAGAGCUUUCUCUGAGGUGGGAUAACCAUAAAGUUAUGGUUAGAUGGUUAUCACGCUUCUUCUACUAUAUUGAUCGUUACUUCAUUGCACGGAGAUCCCUUCCAACACUGAAUGAAGUUGGGCUGAUAUGCUUCCGCGACCUGGUUUAUGGGGGGAUGAAAUCCAAGGCCAAAGAUGCUAUACUAGCACUCAUUCAUAAAGAACGUGAGGGCGGACAGAUUGAUAGAGCACAGUUGAAAAACGUAUUAGAUAUCUUUGUUGCGAAUGGGAUGGGAACAAUGGAAAAAUAUGAAGAGGAUUUCGAAAGCUUUAUGCUUGAAGAUACCGCAUCUUACUAUUCUCGCAAGGCGUCAAGCUGGAUCCAGGAGGAUUCUUGCCCAGAGUACAUGCUAAAGGCAGAGGAGUGUCUACAAAAGGAGAAGGAGAGAGUCGCUCACUACCUUCAUUCAAGCACUGAGACCAAACUAGUUGAGAAAGUACAAAAUGAGUUGUUGGUAGUGGUUGCAAAACAGCUUAUAGAAAAUGAGCACUCAGGGUGUCGUGCAUUGCUAAGAGAUGACAAGACGGAUGAUCUCUCCAGGAUGUACAGGCUUUAUAAUAAGAUUCCGCAACAGUUGGACCCUGUUACAGAGUUAUUCAAGAAGCAUGUUACUGCAGAGGGCAAUUUCCUUAUCAAACAAGCUGAAGACGCAGCUGCUAAUCAGGCAGCAAGUACGGGUGGAGUGCAGGAGCAGGUGCUUAUCAGAAAAGUAAUUGAGCUACACGAUAAAUACAUGGUCUAUGUCACUGAGUGUUUUCAGAACAACAGCCUCUUCCAUAAGGCAUUGAAAGAGGCAUUUGAAAUCUUCUGUAACAAAAAAGUGGCUGGAAGUUCCAGUGCAGAAUUACUUGCAACGUUUUGCGAUAAUAUCCUCAAGAAGGGAGGAAGUGACAAGCUGAGUUAUGAAGCUAUCGAGUCUACGAUUGAGAAUGUGGUUAAGUUGCUUGUUUAUAUAAGUGACAAGGAUCUUUUCGCCGAGUUUUACAGGAAGAAGCAAGCCCGUAGACUCUUAUUUGAUCGCAUUGAUAAUGAUGACCAUGAAAGAAGUAUACUUACAAAGCUCAAAGAACAAUUCGGUGGACAGUUUACUUCUAAGAUGGAGGGCAUGGUAACGGAUAUGACAUUGGCAAAAGAAAACCAAGCGAACUUCCAGGAGUAUCUAGCCACUAACAUGACCACAAACCUGGGAAUUGAUUUGACCGUCACUGUUCUUACCACUGGUUUUUGGCCUAGUUACAAAACAUCUGACCUCAAUCUACCCACUGAAAUGGUCAAAUGUGUUGAAGUUUUCAAGGCAUUUUAUGAAACGAAAACCAAACAUAGGAGACUUGUAUGGAUUUAUUCUCUGGGAACUUGUCACAUUAUGGGAAAAUUCGAUCAAAAACCAAUCGAAUUACUCGUCUCUACCUACCAGGCUGCUGUGCUUUUGCUUUUCAACAACACGCAAAGAUUAAGCUACAAUGAGAUGUUGGAACAGCUUAACCUUAGCCAUGAAGAUCUUGUGAGGCUGCUUCACUCACUGUCAUGCGCAAAGUACAAGAUUCUUAACAAGGAACCAAUGUCAAAAAGCAUCUCACGAACGGAUGUUUUCGAGUUCAACUCCAAGUUCACCGAUAGAAUGCGGAGAAUUAGAGUCCCUCUCCCUCCAAUGGAUGAGAGGAAGAAAGUAGUCGAGGAUGUUGACAAAGACAGACGUUAUGCGAUUGAUGCAGCGGUUGUUCGGAUCAUGAAGAGCAGAAAAGUGUUGGGCCAUCAACAGUUAGUCUCUGAGUGUGUUGAGCAUCUAAGCCGAAUGUUCAAGCCUGAUAUAAAGAUGAUCAAGAAACGCAUUGAAGAUUUGAUCAGCAGAGACUAUUUGGAGAGGGACAGCGAAAAUCCAAACAUGUUCAAGUACUUGGCUUAG
Messenger RNA from Arabis nemorensis, 2217 nucleotides. The record is from the annotation of a GenBank genome assembly. NCBI's taxonomy places the organism in Eukaryota, Viridiplantae, Streptophyta, Magnoliopsida, Brassicales, Brassicaceae.